Molecule: messenger RNA, 3006 nt
Organism: Saccharomyces eubayanus
Lineage: Eukaryota; Fungi; Ascomycota; Saccharomycetes; Saccharomycetales; Saccharomycetaceae
Gene: DIS3
Product: exosome catalytic subunit DIS3
Exons: 1
Coding region: 1-3006 (1001 amino acids)
Biological process (GO): rRNA catabolic process
Cellular component (GO): cytoplasmic exosome (RNase complex); nuclear exosome (RNase complex)
Molecular function (GO): 3'-5'-RNA exonuclease activity; RNA binding; endonuclease activity
Source: RefSeq, a predicted model, not a curated record
AUGUCGGUAUCUGCUGUUGCCCCUAGAAGAAAAAGGCUGGCGGAAGGCUUGAGUGUCACGCAGAAAGUGUUUGUUAGGUCCCGUAACGGAGGGGCUACUAAGAUUGUCAGAGAGCACUAUCUGAGAUCGGACAUUCCAUGUCUUUCAAGAAGUUGUACCAAGUGUCCGCAGAUCGUCGUUCCCGACGCUCAAAAUGAGCUGCCCAAGUUUAUUCUAUCUGAUUCUCCGCUAGAGUUGAGCCCACCCAUCGGGAAGCACUACGUCGUGCUGGAUACCAACGUGGUUUUGCAAGCGAUCGAUCUUCUAGAAAACCCAAACUGUUUUUUCGACGUGAUCGUUCCGCAGAUUGUCCUGGAUGAAGUGAGAAACAAAUCAUAUCCAGUGUACACGAGAUUGAGAACUUUGUGCAGGGACAGUGACGAACACAAGAGAUUUAUUGUGUUUCAUAACGAAUUCAGCGAGCACACAUUUGUGGAGAGACUACCAAAUGAAACCAUUAACGACAGAAACGAUAGAGCCAUCCGGAAAACAUGUCAAUGGUACGGUGAGCAUCUGAAAUCCUACGGUAUAAGCGUUGUUCUUGUUACCAACGACCGUUUGAAUAGAGAAGCCGCCACCAAGGAAGAGGACUCCAAGAUAACAACCAAGAGUCUUAUGGAGUAUGUCGAGUUGCUGCCAAAUGCAGACGACAUCAGAGACUCUAUUCCUCAAAUGGACGCUUUCGAUAAAGACCAAGAAAGGGACACAUUUUCUGACUUCACCUUCCCCGAGUACUAUUCCACGGCAAGAGUUAUGGGUGGGCUAAAAAACGGUGUCUUGUACCAAGGUACUAUUCAAAUAUCAGAGUACAAUUUCCUGGAGGGCUCGGUGAGUUUACCGAGAUUUUCCAAGCCGGUGCUGAUCGUGGGCCAGAAAAACCUAAACAGGGCGUUCAACAGUGACCAAGUCAUUGUGGAACUAUUGCCUCAGUCAGAAUGGAAAGCGCCCUCGUCCAUCGUUUUGGACUCUGAACAUUUCGACGUUAACGAUAACCCAGAUAUCRAAGCAGGCGAUGACGAUGACAACAAUGAACCUUCCUCUACAACCACUAUAACCUCCGACAAGCAACGUAGACUAUUGGCCAAAGACGCUAUAAUAGCCCAAAGAUCGAAAAAAGUCCAGCCGACAGCAAAAGUCGUGUACAUACAAAGAAGAUCCUGGAGACAAUACGUGGGCCAGCUAGCACCAAGCUCCGUUGAUUUACAGAGCAGCAGUACACAAAACGUCUUCGUUAUCUUGAUGGACAAAUGUCUUCCAAAAGUCAGAAUCAGAACCAGACGUGCUGGUGAACUUGUCGAUAAAAGAGUCGUCAUCUCUAUCGAUUCAUGGCCCGCCACUCACAAAUAUCCAUUAGGACAUUUCGUAAGAGAUCUAGGUACGAUCGAAUCAGCGCAGGCUGAAACUGAGGCCUUAUUAUUGGAGCACGAUGUCGAGUACAGGCCUUUCUCCAAGAAAGUCCUGGAAUGUUUACCAUCUGAAGGCCAUGAUUGGAAAGCUCCAGCCAAACUGGAUGAUCCGGAAGCUGUUUCAAAGGAUGCAUUACUGACAAAGAGAAAAGACUUAAGAGAUAAACUGAUAUGUAGUAUCGAUCCACCAGGAUGUGUAGAUAUUGAUGAUGCAUUACACGCGAAGAGACUUCCAAACGGUAACUGGGAGGUCGGUGUACAUAUCGCCGACGUUACUCAUUUUGUUAAACCAAAUACUGCCCUAGACGCGGAAGGUGCCGCAAGAGGUACAUCCGUCUACUUGGUGGAUAAACGUAUUGAUAUGUUACCCAUGCUUUUAGGUACUGAUUUGUGUUCUCUGAAACCGUAUGUUGAUAGAUUUGCAUUUUCAGUCAUUUGGGAACUGGAUGAUAACGCUAAUAUCGUAAACGUUGAUUUUAUGAAAUCCGUUAUUAAAUCUAGAGAAGCAUUUUCGUAUGAACAAGCACAAUUUAGAAUCGACGAUAAAAACCAAAAUGAUGAAUUGACGUCAGGUAUGAGAGCUCUGUUGGACUUGUCUAUAAAAUUGAAGCAAAAGAGACUGGAAGCCGGCGCCUUGAAUUUGGCAUCUCCUGAGGUUAAAGUUCAUAUGGAUAGUGAAACCUCGGAUCCAAACGAAGUUGAAAUCAAAAAACUGCUAGCAACAAAUUCUUUAGUUGAAGAGUUCAUGCUGUUGGCUAACAUUUCCGUGGCAAGAAAAAUUUACGAUGCCUUCCCUCAGACCGCAAUGCUAAGAAGACACGCAGCUCCACCAUCUACUAAUUUCGAAAUUAUGAAUGAAAUGUUGAAUACGAGAAAAAAUAUGUCGAUCUCGUUGGAAUCAUCCAAGGCUCUGGCAGAUUCUUUGGACAGAUGUGUGGACCCCGAAGACCCAUACUUCAACACUUUGGUCCGUAUAAUGUCAACACGUUGUAUGAUGGCUGCCCAAUAUUUCUAUUCUGGGGCCUAUUCCUACCCUGACUUUAGACAUUAUGGUUUAGCCGUUGAUAUCUAUACACAUUUCACAUCCCCAAUCAGACGUUACUGUGAUGUUGUUGCACACAGACAAUUGGCAGGUGCCAUUGGGUAUGAACCAUUAAGUUUGACUCACCGUGACAAGAAUAAAAUGGAUAUGAUCUGUAGAAACAUUAACAGAAAGCAUAGAAAUGCACAAUUUGCCGGCAGAGCAAGUAUAGAAUACUAUGUUGGUCAAGUUAUGAGAAAUAACGAGUCCACAGAAACCGGAUAUGUUAUCAAGGUAUUUAAUAAUGGUAUAGUGGUACUAGUUCCUAAGUUUGGUGUGGAAGGGUUGAUAAGACUAGAUAAUUUAACCAAGGACCCAAAUUCUGCCACUUUCGACGAAGUUGAAUACAAGCUAACUUUUGUUCCUACAGACUCUGACAAACCAAGAGAUGUUUACGUUUUCGAUAAAGUUGAAGUUCAAGUGAGGUCAGUGAUGGACCCAAUUACAAGUAAGCGUAAGGCAGAAUUGCUGUUGAAGUAA